AUGGAGACGUUGAUCAGACAGCUCAAUGACCCCAGCAAUCAGUCCGCUCCCGAACGCAUCAAUGAGAUCCAAAGACAGAUCCAGCGGCUCCAACGAGAGAAGACCGCGUGGCAACUUGGCCUUGAUCUGUUGCAGAAUGAAGAAGCGAUUUUACGCUUCUAUGGGGCGCUGACCUUGACCAUCAAGAUCAAUGCCGACUGGGACAACGAUCAUCUAGGCAAAGACGAGGGGAUGAGGAGCUACUUGCUUGAAGCUCUCAUCACCAACUACACGCGGCUUGUGAAUCUACCAGAUGUAAACUACGUCCUCCGAAAACUAUGCUCAACCCUGGCAGCGCUGUUCGUCAGAUCAGAUUCAGGCUGGGGAUAUCCCUUGAGGCAGGUGCUGGCAUGCUUCAUCAGCGGACGUUAUGUCGCCGAGAACGACUUGCCAGAAAUGGCGCUCUUGCUGGACCACGCAGAGGCGUGUCCAGAUCAGCAGCUCAAGGGCGUCCUCAUGGUUGCUGCUAUCGUGGCGGAAGAUCUGAGCAGCCAUCCCCAGAGCUCGGUUGAGGAAAGCAAGCUCCUGACACGCGUAGCCGCGAACUGUGCAGAUGCAUGGCAUCUGUUCCGGUUCUGUAUUGCUCGAUUGGCGGGGAACGGACCCGGGUCUGCGAAUCACCCCGAGGAGUUGUUUCAUCUGGUUGUUCAGGCGACACCAUAUUGGGCCAGCUUGUUAAAGUACCAGACUUCCACGCGAGAUCCAGAACUUAUGGCCAAAGAAUGCAUUGCAACCACCAGCAGUUGGCUGGAGGAGCGUCCGUUUACCGGGCCUGUCCUUCAAAUGCUCAUUUCUCUGCAGCAAUUUUCCCCCAAACUUCUUCGAGAAUCGAUCCCCAACUUUCCAGCCAGUCUGACAGCUUCCAGAAGGGCGGAAGAAAUGGUGGAUGGCCUGACGCAUGGCGACUUCGAUUCCGACGGGAUUCUCUACGUUGAUUUGCUAGAGACCAUCAUGAGUCAGGUUGACAUCACCAAACCGGACUACCUCCAUACUGGUCUCUACGAGGGAAUCAUCCGGACGUUGCAGCAGCUCCUGCGCUGUGAAGGAGUGGCGGUCAUCGAAGAUCCAGUGUGCCAGAUUGCUCUGGAGAAAAUCAGCGAGAUUGUUGAAGGAUCCUCCGACUGGGAAAAUGAUGACGAGGCGGAGCCGUUUGUGGAAGCCUUAGCGGUUGAUGCGUGUCAGGCAUGCUUGGUAAAGAUCAAGCUUCCGCCAGAACAGAUGUCGAGCGCGACUCAAGACUGGGAUACCGACGAGCGACUGAAGUUCCAGGACUUUCGGUAUGACGUGCAAGAUUUCUUGCUGUCCGCAUUCACCGUCCUCGGUUCGGGGCUGCUCGAAGAAAUUGUCAAUCAGAUCCUGUCACAAGGGCCCUCGCCAGACUGGAGCACCUUCGAAGCAGCCACAUUUAGUCUUGCCGCGUUUUCCGACACCAUGUCAUCCGAUCCCGAGAGGUACGACGGCCUCAUCACAACGGUGCUGGCGAGUCAGCCGUGGACAUACCUGCUCCGAUCAGACCCUGUCGUUCCGGACAGAGCCCGCCAGACGGGAAUCCGAUUCAUCACGGAGAACGAAGGGUAUUUGGAACGGCACCCAGACAGUUUGGUCGUGGUCCUGAACUUCCUCUUCUCGUCAUUACACCUGCAGACCUCUGCCACGGCGGCGUCGCGGGCCAUCUACAGCUUAUGCGAUUCACACCGAUCCACCCUGACCGAGGGGCUCUCGCAGUUUUUGGAAUCUCUUGCCACGAUAGGCGACCUUGGCGAGGCAGAACGGCACCGAAUCUACGCUGCCGUGAGUGCGAUCAUUCAAGCUCUUCCGAGCGACGAAGCCAAAGUCGAGCCCCUGUCGCAGCUGAUAGCGUCAGUGGCGCGGGCUUUGGCUGUGAUUGACGACCAAGGCCUAGAGGGCGAGGAGCUGGUGAGAGCCUGUAUUGACGUGAUGCAGACAUUGGCCUGGGUCGGAAAAGGCCUGCGCUCGCCCCAUGAUGUGCCCGUGGAUCUUGAAGCGUCUCACAGCCCGGGACAGGUGGACUUCUGGACCCAAGGCCCCGGCGCACAGGUCCAGCAUUCCGUUCUGAGUCUGUAUGACGCCACUCUCAAGAAGAUGCAGGCGCACGUCGACAACGUCUUCAUCGAGGCCUGUUGUGACUUCAUCAAGUCCGGCUUCCCCGAGGAGCAUCAGUCACCAUUCAAAUUUCCAGACCCGCGCGCACUCUCCCUCAUCUGUGAACUGGUCCAUCUCGAAAACCCGGCCAUCGACGCCACCUUGGCGUGCGCGUCGAGCUUGCUAUCCUCAAUCGCUCCCAACAGCGUGCCGGCAGCCGUCAGGAAGCUUGUCUACCUAGUCUGCUCCGGGCAGGAGCAGAUCCUCUCGGCAUUCCAACGAUCCGGCCAACUGCCCAACAACACGUUCGCGUCCAGCUCGCUCGACUUCCUCGCUCGCUUGGUGACGAAAUGGGGCACCGUUUGGUUCGGGCUGGAGGACAGCGAAGGAACGGCGGCGGUGACUUUCGAGAUGGGUUUAGUUGUUUUGGCCGACUCCGACACCUUACCUCGGCGGGCGGCGGCCUCGUUCUUCGCAGCCUUUGCCGACUUCACCGUCCCGGACGCAUUGACGGCGUUCGACCCCGUGGUGGGCGUGAAAGUCGGCAAUGUCCUGCACCGGUUCGGGCCUCGGAUCCUCUCCCUGAUCCUGCGCUUGCUCGGAGGCGAAUGUGCUCGAUCGGAAAUCGACAGCAUCACGGAGCCGUUGAAGAAGUUUGUGCAGAAACAGUUCAUGCUCACCAAAGCCGUGCUUCGGGAGGCCGUCAAGCUCGAGUCCGGGGUCAUGAGCGAAAAGGCCCUCAAGGCCACCACGCUCGACCAGAGAACCCGAUUCUUGGGUCAAGUCGAGAGCCUCCGCGGCGGGCGCAAGACGAACGAGAUUGUAAAGGACUUUUGGAUCGUCUGCAGGGGAAGCGGCUUUGGAUACAUUGCCUGA
Capronia epimyces CBS 606.96 is the source of this 3018-nucleotide messenger RNA. RefSeq lists its product as uncharacterized. Gene Ontology annotation, cellular component: nuclear membrane; cytoplasm. Gene Ontology annotation, molecular function: small GTPase binding. NCBI's taxonomy places the organism in Eukaryota, Fungi, Ascomycota, Eurotiomycetes, Chaetothyriales, Herpotrichiellaceae. The coding region runs from base 1 to 3018 and encodes 1005 amino acids. Gene Ontology annotation, biological process: protein import into nucleus. The record is from RefSeq and is a predicted model, not a curated record. The transcript is spliced from 2 exons.